GAAGAGGUGUCACUGCGGCUGGGGUCGACUAGUGCCGUUACUGUAACGUCCCAAAAGGGGAGCAACUACAGGUCGCCAUCACUCCUUUACAGGUUUUCUGGCAAGUGUGCGUUUUUCUGAGCUCAAUACACAUCGGGAGUUUUCGUGACAGACAAGACCCUAAACGUGUCCUUUUUUGGAAUUCGAAAUGCUCCGGGGGACCUUAAGGUACCGUCCGUAAUGGAAACUCGCUCUAAAGGACGCACAUGGACCACUUGACAGCGACAAUGACGCGGACCCUGGCCGUUCUCGCUUGCGUGUUUACUUUCAUUCAAAGUGGUGUGUGUGCGGAUGCCGAGGAGCGUCUGAUGAACUGGCUCCUGGGUAAAGACCGCUACAACAAGCUGAUCCGGCCGGCCAUCAACCGCACGGAGCGCGUCACCGUCAUUCUGCAGGUGUCCCUGGCGCAGCUCAUCAGCGUGAAUGAACGAGACCAGGUGAUGACCACCAACGUGUGGCUAACACAGAACUGGAAUGAUUACCGUCUGUCCUGGGACCCGGCCAAGUAUGAGGGCAUUGACAAGCUGCGAAUCCCCUCCCGCCAUAUCUGGCUGCCUGACAUCGUCCUGUACAACAACGCCGAUGGCACAUACGAGGUGACGGUCUUCACCAACGCCAUCGUGCUGUUCAACGGCAGCAUCGCUUGGCUACCGCCGGCCAUCUACAAGAGCGCGUGCAAGAUCGAGGUCAAACACUUCCCCUUCGACCAGCAGAACUGCACGCUCAAGUUCCGCUCCUGGACCUACGACCACACCGAGCUCGACAUGGUCCUGAAGUCUGAGGUGGCCAGCAUGGACGACUUCACUCCCAGCGGCGAGUGGGACAUCCUGGCCCUACCCGGGAGGCGGACGGUAAACGCCAACGACCCCACCUACGUGGACCUCACCUACGAUUUCCUCAUCAAGCGCAAGCCACUCUUCUACACCAUCAACCUCAUCAUCCCCUGCGUGCUCAUCACCUCGCUGGCCAUCCUGGUGUUCUACCUGCCGUCGGACUGCGGCGAGAAGAUGACGCUCUGCAUCUCCGUGUUGCUGGCGCUCACCGUGUUCCUCCUCCUGAUCUCCAAGAUCGUGCCGCCCACCUCGCUGGACGUGCCGCUGAUCGGCAAGUACCUGAUGUUCACCAUGGUGCUGGUGACCUUCUCCAUCAUCACAAGCGUCUGCGUGCUCAACGUGCACCACCGCUCGCCCAGCACGCACACCAUGCCCGCCUGGGUGAAGCUGGUCUUCCUGGUCAAGUUGCCCAUGCUGCUCUUCAUGCGCCGGCCGCAGAACAGCUCGGGGCGGCAGCGACUGCGCCAGCAGCGGCGCGUCCACGCCCAGCGGGGGCUCAUGGGGCUGGGCUACGGGGCAGCGAAGCUUCCCCAGAUACCCACCAUCUCGGCUUCGUCUGCCGCCCUGCUCACAUCAGCGUUCUCCUCCCCGGGGGACUUCUACGGUAGCAAGGGCGCCUCCUCCGCACCCCUCGGCAGGAUGGGGGAGCUGCGCUCUGACUUCCUGCCCAACGGGUCCUCCUCGGCCCAGGACCUGAGGCAUAGAGCGGGGGCAGGAGGAGGUGCCGGUGGCGGUGGCAGGAUGGACUGGGGCUCAAACGUGGAGGAGGCGGUGGACGGGGUGUGCUACGUAGCGGACCGCAUGAUGGGAGACGACGAUGACCAGAGCGUGAUCGAGGACUGGAAGUACGUGGCCAUGGUGGUGGACCGGCUCUUCCUGUGGAUCUUCGUGAUCGUGUGUGUGUCGGGGACACUGGGCCUCUUCCUCCAGCCCCUCUUCCAGCACUCCAUCGUUCCGGUUCAGAAUGCUCACACAGAUUCCGCUCACACAAAUUAGCAUGUGACAUUUGUGUCAGAUAUGACGUGUGUGUGUGACAGAUGUGACAAAUGUAAUGGAGAUGACGGACAUGACAGAUUGGAUGCUGACUCGUUUUAACCAAAGCCACAAGACUGACGGGCAUCGACAGUCAGCACUGCUUUACUGUGAGGGGGAGGAAGAGGAAGAGGAAGAACCCUCCAUGCCUCACCUUCCAAUCGCAUACUGUUGCUCAAGGGAAUCAAGUCCAUGCAAAAAAAAAAGUGUCUCUACAGCCGUACAAUUUAGGUAGGUUUAGUCAUAGAGUACUGGAUUGUCGCACAGACAUCAUUAACUGGGAAAGAAAAUGGAUGACUCAUGAAUAAGGUCACCAGACAUACUGUUUUUUUUUUUUCACUAACCCUCUAGUUUCACAAUGUGGUCCCACUUUAUAAUUGUUAGACAAAGUAUCCCAUGACCUAAGAGACACAGCCCAAUGGAAACCCCGUUUCAAGACCUGUAUGCACCAGUUGUGUGCCGGUUUGAGACUUCCUAUAAACCUAGUCAAAAUCCCAGUCGUAGAUCUCAGGGGGGAAAGGAGGGGAUAUAUUGAGUUGAAUGGAAGGCUCAUAAACUGACAUCAUGAUCACAAAUUGCCAUUUAUUUCCUGCUAUUAACUUUGUUAACCUUGGUUGCGUCUGCAAGUUAUCAUUUUUUUUAAUCAUUGCUCUCUGUAAGUCUGUGAUUUUUAUUAUUUCAUUAAAAAAUAUAUAAAAUGCACCAUUAA
This is a messenger RNA of Clupea harengus (Atlantic herring), 2613 nucleotides long. RefSeq names its product cholinergic receptor nicotinic beta 4 subunit (gene chrnb4). Gene Ontology annotation, molecular function: acetylcholine-gated monoatomic cation-selective channel activity; transmembrane signaling receptor activity. The record is from RefSeq and is a predicted model, not a curated record. NCBI's taxonomy places the organism in Eukaryota, Metazoa, Chordata, Actinopteri, Clupeiformes, Clupeidae. Gene Ontology annotation, biological process: monoatomic ion transmembrane transport. Gene Ontology annotation, cellular component: postsynaptic membrane.